Messenger RNA from Haplochromis burtoni (Burton's mouthbrooder), 3930 nucleotides. Its product is annotated as protein-tyrosine kinase 2-beta. The transcript has 30 exons. Gene Ontology annotation, biological process: protein phosphorylation; signal complex assembly. The record is from RefSeq and is a predicted model, not a curated record. The coding region runs from base 396 to 3047 and encodes 883 amino acids. Gene Ontology annotation, cellular component: cytoskeleton; focal adhesion. NCBI's taxonomy places the organism in Eukaryota, Metazoa, Chordata, Actinopteri, Cichliformes, Cichlidae. Gene Ontology annotation, molecular function: protein tyrosine kinase activity; ATP binding.
UCAUCAGUCCUGUCAGUUUUUCUGUAGCUGCACUUCAACUUCCUCAUUGGCUCGUCAGUGCUGUUUCCUCUUUCGCAAACUGAUAUGAUUCUUGUUCAGCAGACAACUUCUUAUAGGUCUGCUCUUUUAAUCUCCAGAAGAACACAAACAACACAAACCUUUGCUUUACAAAGUAAUAGGUGUGCGCUCUGUCGCUGGGUUUGAAUAGUCUUCGUUUUUCAAAGGCCGCAUGAACAUUGAGCCUUACGUGAAGCUUGUGCAAGACUGCUUCAAUGCGCCCCUACCUGUUUUCUGUGUGAAGGAGAAAGAAGCAGCAGACUGAAAACUUGGACAGUCAUGGAUGUCUAAGUGCAGUAGCUGUUUGUGUGUCUGUGUGUGUGUCGAGUGAGUGCGUGAUGUCGGGAGACACCAGCACCCUUUCCUGGAGGAGCAUGUCUCUGACCAGCCAGUCAGAUUCCUCGGACCUGUCUCCAACAGCGGGUGUCCACAGGGAUGUCCUCUCCCAGGUGAAGAUCAUCAAAGUGUGUUUCCUCAGCAACAGCCCCAACCUGGGCAAGAACUUCAAACUCAUCCGCUGUGAGGAGGGAUGGACUGUCAAGAAUCUGAUCAGCACGGUGCUGUCCAGCGGCUGCGUUGGUCCAGAGAUAAAAUACACCCAAUGCUACGGCCUCCUUCUCAAACACCUCAAAUCCUCAGAGAUACACUGGCUGCACCCUGAUCUCACUGUGGCUGAUCUCACCCACCGCUACGAGCAACAGCACCUAGAAGCUGAGUGGAGAUAUGACUUGAGGAUCAGAUACAUCCCAUCAGACUUUAUGGAAAAAUUCCAAGAUGACAGAACCACCAUGCUCUACUUUUACCAGCAGGUACGAAGUGAUUAUAUGCAGCAGUAUGCCUCAAAAGUAAGCGAUGGAAUGGCUCUACAGCUUGGCUGUCUGGAAAUCAGGAGGUUCUGCAAAGACAUGAAUCCAAACGGAUUGGAGAAAAAGUCAAACUUUGAAUUUCUGGAGAAGGAGAUAGGACUCGACCUCUUCUUCCCCAAAGAGCUCAUUGACAGCAUGAAGCCCAAGCAGCUGCGUCGCAUGAUCCAGCAGACAUUUCAGGGCUACUCGGCGCUGAAUCAGGACCAGUGCAUGGCGAAGUUCUUCACCACUCUGUCUCAGUGCUGGUGCUUCACGCAGGAAAGCUUCGCCUGCCAACUAGUGCAAGGCUGGAGCUUAACAAUAGACUUAGUUAUUGACCCUGAUGGGAUUAGUCAGCACACUGAGAACUCAACGCCCAUCUGUUUGGCCAAGUUCUCUCAGGUCCGCAGCAUCUCCUGUACUGCAGAGAGUGAUGGGCGAGCUCUGCUCAAAGCGCACAUUGAGGGAGCCAAACAGCCGCUGUCAGUGAACACCUCCUCCCUGGCAGUAGCAGAAAACCUGGCUGACCUGAUUGAUGGCUACUGCCGACUGGAAGGCGCUGAACGUUCACUUAUUGUCAGCCCCAACAAAGGGAGAGAUACGCGAAUGAAACUUCCUGACAUCCCAAAAUGUGCUGGUUCCAGUGCUCGCAGUAAAGGUUUCAAUUCUGAUAUUUAUGCUGAAAUCCCUGAAGACGGAGCUGACAUUAGUGAAAGGCACAAGAUCUCCAAGGAGGAUUUCGUUGUGGGACGGAUCCUGGGCGAGGGAUUCUUUGGAGAGGUUCACGAUGGAGUUUAUAAAAGCCCAACAGGGGAGAGGAUCCGAGUGGCCAUCAAAACAUGUAAGGACUGUUCGGCUGAUGUAAAGGAAAAGUUUCUCAGUGAAGCCGACUUGAUGAAAAAUCUGGAUCACCCCCACAUCGUGCGUCUGAUUGGAGUCAUUGAGGCCGAUCCUGUCUGGAUUGUCAUGGAGCUCUAUGAACACGGAGAGUUGGGGAACUACCUCAUAGAGAACCAGUACAGCCUGAGCACAGCGACGCUUGUCCUCUACUGUCUACAGAUAUGCAAAGCUUUGGCUUACCUAGAAGGUCUCAACAUGGUGCACAGAGACAUAGCGGUGAGAAACAUCUUGGUGGCGUCUCCAGAAUGCGUCAAACUUGGUGACUUCGGCCUCUCUCGCUACGUAGACGACCAAGAGUAUUAUAAAGCUUCAGUAAGUCGUUUACCAAUCAAAUGGAUGGCACCAGAAUCCAUCAACUUUAGACGUUUCACCACAGCCAGUGAUGUCUGGAUGUUCGGUGUUUGUGUGUGGGAGAUCUUCUCAAUGGCCCAGCAGCCGUUCUUCUGGUUGGAGAACGGGCAGGUGAUCACCCAGCUGGAAGUGGGCGUUCGACUCCACAAACCGCAGCUCUGCCCGCCCAUCAUCUACUCGCUGCUUACCCGCUGCUGGGCCUAUGAGCCCAGUGGCCGUCCCAGCUUUGGCCAGCUUGCCUGCUCCCUCAGUGACGUCCACAGAAUGGAGGUGGAGCUGGAGAAAGAUGAGAGGCGAAACAAACCACGGUCCAACUCGAUAGCAUUUGAUCCCAACCACACGGAGCCUCCACCAAAGCCUUCCAGAUCAGCAGGCAGCACCCUUCCCCAAGGCUCACACAUACAGGUACCUCCAAAGGAUAGCAUCCCAGCAUGGGAGAAAGAGAGAGUGGAAGAAACUUUGGAAAGACAAAGAAGAGAAAUGAUGAUGGACAAAAAGUGGCUGGAGCAGGAAGAGAAACAUCUGGGUCCUGUUGUGGGACGAGAUACACAGAUCGAGCUUCCUCACAACAGCUCAAAAAACGGUCCUCCACAGAAACCUCCAAUGCCAGCUGCACAGCCUCGUCCCACAGCUGAGCUGGACCGAUCAGGUGAUCAGGUUUACACCAGCGUCAUGGCGAUGGUGAAACAGGUGGUCCAGCUGAAGAAUGAUGUCAACACACUGCCGUCUUCUGAGUAUCCCAAUGCUGUCAAGGCAGUGGGUAUCUCUCUCCGGACCCUGAUUCAAAGUGUUGAUGAGAUCCUGCCCUCUCUGCACUCCUCUGUCACCUCAGAGAUUGAGGGCACAAAGAGACCACUCAUCAGGGAUUUAGCAGAGCUGAUCAAUAAGAUGUGACUGGCCCAGCAUUACUCCAUAAUAUCACUAAAAGAGGAGUGCCAGAAGCAGAUGUUAGCUGCUGCUAACAUUGUUGCUCUUAACUCCAUAGACCUCCUGAAUGCUGUGAAUUAGGCUCGGGUCAGGGCUAGCGUCACCAAGCCCAAACCUGUCUCACAAGAUGUAAAAGAUUUUGGUCAAACUGUGCAAUCCUCAGAAACACUGUUAAGCGCCAGGAGCUACAUCUCAGAUUCUACAGGCCUCAGUUAGUAUGUUGAAUGUUAAACUUCAUGACAGUAUAAUUAGAAAACAACCAAACAAUUAUGUCUUUUAUAGAAGGAUUAGGAGAAAAAAAACUUUUCUCUAAAAAGAGCAUGGCAGCAUAGCUUACGUUUCUUCUUGAACAAUGUGCUCUGCACAGAUGAAACCAGAUUGGAGACUUUUGGCCAUUAUGCACAGAGUCAAAUAAAAAACAAUCCAAACAUAUCAGCACAAAUAACUCAUGUCAACAGUCAAGAAUGGUGAUAGAGGGGUAAUGACCUUCGCUUAUUUUGCAGCCACAGGACCUGAGUAUCUUACAGUCGGUGAGUUAAACAUUAUUCUAGAGUCAAGACACAAGUUUCUAUAAAGUGAGAGUAAUUGGCUUCCCAAAUACUUGGCAAGCACAGAUACAUCAAUUAUGAUCUUCAAGUUUUUUCUUCCUUCUCAUGAGAGGCGGAAUUACAAUUUAAGGGCUCUACACCGAAGAGGUUAUGAAGGAAUUCCCACCUCCCACUGGGCAGAGUUAGCCAAAAGCUAAUGCAGCCUCUCUCUAAGUAAUUCUAUCCACUCUUCAGAUCACAGCAUUCAGCUGCAGUGGCUCAUAUCAGUAAGCUGUAAACAUCUGUCAGAAUCCAUUCACCAG